AUGCAGCGCACGUUCGCCAUCGCCAAGCCGCUCCUUCGCCGCGUCCACACGGAGGCCCGCAUCAAGGAACUCGGCUACGUCCUUCCCGGCGUCGCCGAGCCCAAGGGCAACUACCGCCCGUGCGUCCGCUCGGGCAACAUGAUCUUCACGGCCGGCCACUUGCCGCAGCCCGCGGGCGGCGACUUGAUCAAGGGCAAGAUCGGCGCGGACCUCACGGCUGAGGAUGGCUACGAAGCCGCGCACCACGUCGCGCUCGCCUUGUGCGCGACGCUCAAGGCCGAGCUCGGUGACCUCGACAAGGUCAAGCGCAUCGUCAAGGUCGUCGGCUUUGUCAACUGCGUCGAUGGCUUCACCGCGCAGCCGUCGGUCAUCAACGGCUGCUCGGACACGCUCGGCAAGAUCUUUGGCGAGCGUGGCGUCCACGCGCGGUCGGCCGUCGGCACGAACGCCCUCCCGCUCGGUAUCCCCGUCGAAGUCGAAUGCAUCGUCGAAGUCGAAAACUAA
Messenger RNA from Saprolegnia diclina VS20, 504 nucleotides. RefSeq lists its product as hypothetical. The coding region runs from base 1 to 504 and encodes 167 amino acids. The record is from RefSeq and is a predicted model, not a curated record. NCBI's taxonomy places the organism in Eukaryota, Oomycota, Saprolegniomycetes, Saprolegniales, Saprolegniaceae. The transcript has a single exon.